This is a messenger RNA of Acanthopagrus latus (yellowfin seabream), 4578 nucleotides long. Its product is annotated as cone cGMP-specific 3',5'-cyclic phosphodiesterase subunit alpha'-like. Lineage: Eukaryota; Metazoa; Chordata; Actinopteri; Spariformes; Sparidae. The coding region runs from base 998 to 3538 and encodes 846 amino acids. The record is from RefSeq and is a predicted model, not a curated record. The transcript is spliced from 22 exons. Gene Ontology annotation, biological process: signal transduction; visual perception. Gene Ontology annotation, molecular function: protein binding; 3',5'-cyclic-nucleotide phosphodiesterase activity.
CCUUUUCCUUCAUGUCAUCUGACUGCGAAGUAGAUAUUAGUGUCUCGUACUCAGGUCAUACUAACAAUUAGCAGUUUCCCUGCCAACACAAGUAAUUAAACUCUAAGCGUAAGUCAACAAUCCCACUUAAUCCUGUAAAUGGUUAAAUGUAUCCUCUAUCUACAGACGUGGCACAGGAGAGCCAGGCUAGGAACAUCGGUGCAUUUGUUUCUUUAUGGAGGAAUGCCUGUCGAUGAACUUGACCAAACUACUGCUUAUUGUCGGUAUUUCUUCUGAUUUUACCAGCGGUGGUGCACUUAUUUUGUGCUCGCGAGAUGUCACUUAAUCAUUACAUUAAUCACUGUCUCUUAUGCAUAGCCUCUCAGACAUUAUAAGAACCUUAAACGCAGCUUUUAUCAAGCAGUCGACGACUCCUCUGACCUUCUUUGCCUGGCAUUAUUGUUAUGGUAUUAUCCUUAUCCUCUUAAAAUCGCACAACUCUUUCCACCACAAUGUUUGACACUUAAGAUGAAACAACAGUAUUCUGACUAUUAGUAUACACAGGGUGAGUUGAACAUUAUCUCAGUAUGUUACUGAGUAAACUCUGAGAUAUAAUGAAGGUCUUCCCUGCCCUCUCCUACUGAGCAGGUCAUGCUGCAGCUUCCAUAACUGAGUUAUCACCUGUGAUUGGAUUGGCUAAAAUGACAAGUGGCUGGACUUACAAGUUAAGAAAGAUAAGGGGCUUUAUGAUUCUAACGUCACAGUAAUUAGUUUCCCCUAGGAUCCCCUUACCCGGUAAGCCACCCGCUACCUGCUGUUGCCGGGGGGGGGAGGUUGGAGCCUCGGCUUCGGUCGUGUGUCCUCAGAGGAGUUAGGAAAUGUCUCAGUAGCGUCUGCGCUGGCAUAUCCUCUUGAGGCCAUCUUUACCAUUCCGCUCUUCAUCCAUCCAGCUGCACCAGUCUGAGAGGAGCAACUUUGUGCAGCUACAGAGGGCAUCGCUCAUCUGAACUCGGACGACAUGGCAGACAAAGACACUGUAGAGAAGUUCCUUGACAACAACCCCCAGGUUGCAAAGGAGUACUACGAAAAGAAAGUCAAGGCUGAUGUGAUUACCGCUGCCUUCGGCGCACAGGUGCAGGUGAAAGACCCGGCCUCUUACAAGGAUGUCACCACCAUCCAGGAGGCCGAGUUCAUGUUUGAGCUCAUAAAGGAGUUGCAAGGCGCCGACAAGAUGGAGAAAGCCCUGCACAAAGUUCUCCAGAGGAUUGCUCUGCUGAUCCAGGCUGACCGCUGCAGUUACUGGGGCUUCAGGGCUCGUAAUGGGACGCCCGAGCUUUCCUCGAUUCUCUUCGACGUGACACACAAUUCUUCAUACGACAAAAACAUAGUCAACCCAAACGUAGAGAUUGUUUUUCCCACCGACAUGGGACUUGUUGGAUGGACUGCGCACUCCAAGAAGCCUCAGAACAUCAUUGAUGUUAAGAAGGACUCUCAUUUCAGUGACUUUGUGGAUAAACAGACCAAAUACACCACCAAAUGCAUGCUCAGUUUUCCUAUCAUGAGUGGAAAAGAACCCAUCGGUGUCAUCAUGGCGCUCAACAAACAAGGCGCCAGUGAAUUCUCAAAGAGCGAUCAGGAGCUCUUCAAUAAAUAUAUGAACUUUGCUGCUGUGAUCUGUCUGCAAGCCCACACGGCUUACAUGUGGGAUGUCGAGUCCAGGAGAAGCCAGGUGUUGCUGUGGUCAGCCAGCAAGGUUUUUGAGGAGUUGACUGAUAUUGAGAGGCAGUUUCACAAAGCCUUGUACACAGUGAGGACAUAUAUCAAGUGCGAGAGAUACUCUGUGGGACUCCUGGACAUGACCAAAGACAAGGAAUUCUUCGACGAGUGGGCAAUCAAACUAGGAGAACAGGAGCCAUACAAAGGCCCCAAGACACCUGAUGGCAGAGAAAUCAGCUUCUACAAGAUUAUUGACUAUUUGCUGGAAGGCAAAGAGGAGAUCAAAGUUAUCCCCGGCCCCCCGGCCGACCACUGGGCUCUGGUCAGCGGACUCCCCUCAUAUGUAGCAGAGAAUGGAUUUAUCUGCAACAUGAUGAAUGCUGCAGGAGACGAGUACUUUUCAUUUCAGAAAGGACCAGCGGAUGAGACUGGAUGGAUGAUUAAGAAUGUGCUCUCCCUCCCUAUCGUCAACAAAAAGGAAGAAAUUGUUGGUGUUGCCACUUUCUUCAACAGGCUCGAUGGCUACCCCUUCGACGAGAAUGAUGAACAGAUCACAGAAGCUCUAACCCAGUUCCUCGGCUGGUCCACCCUGUGCAGCGACACAUACGACAAACUGAACAGGACAGAGUGGGGUAAAGAAAUCUCCCAGGAAAUGCUCAUGUAUCAGACAACGGCCACACUGACUGACGUGCAAACCAUUCUGAACACGCAAGAGAAGUUAGGCUCUGCACCAGAGGACUGUGACACGAAGGAGAUGUACAAACUGUUGAGAACCAACAUCCCUGAAGCCAAGACCGUGGAACUCCUCGAGUUCCGCUUCAGCGACUUCCCCUUGUCAGAGUUCGAACUCAUCAAGUGCGGAAUCCGCUGCUUCUUUGAGCUGGGCGUGGUGGAGAAGUUCAAAGUCCCACCUGAGAUCCUGACGCGAUGGAUGUACACGGUUCGCAGGGGAUACCGUGACAUCACCUAUCACAACUGGAGGCACGGCUUCAAUGUCGGACAAACCAUGUUUACUCUGCUGCUCACAGGCAAACUGAAGAAGUAUUACUCUGAUCUCGAGGCCUUCGCCAUGGUUGCUGCUGGAUUCUGCCACGAUAUUGACCACAGGGGGACCAACAAUCUGUACCAGACAAAGAGUUUAUCUCCACUGGCAAAACUGCACAGCUCCUCAGUUAUGGAGCGACAUCAUCUUGAGUACAGUAAGACACUGAUGGAGAAUGAGAACCUGAAUAUCUUCCAGAACCUCCAGAAGCGUCAGUUUGAGACGGUGCAACAUCUGUUUGAAGUUUGCAUUAUUGCCACUGAUCUCGCCCUGUAUUUCAAGAAGAGAACAAUGUUCCAAAAGAUUGUGGAAAGUGUAGAGGGGAUUGCAGAUGAGAAGGAGAAGAUCAGCUACGUCUCCAACAACGCAACCAGGAAGGAAAUUAUCAUGGCAAUGAUGAUGACAGCUUGUGAUCUGUCAGCCAUUACAAAGCCAUGGGAGGUUCAGAGCAAGGUCGCUCUGAUGGUGGCAGCAGAGUUUUGGGAGCAAGGAGACCUGGAAAGGACCGUUCUCGAUCAGCAGCCCAUUCCAAUGAUGGACAGAGCUCAUGCAGAAGAGCUGCCUAAGAUGCAGUGUGGUUUCAUCGACUUCGUCUGCUCUUUUGUGUACAAGGAGUUCUCUCGUUUCCACACAGAGAUCAGCCCCAUGUUCGAAGGGCUGACCAUCAACAGGGGAGAGUGGAGGGCUCUCGCUGACGUCUACGAGGCCAAGAUGAAGGCCAUCGAAGAUGAAAAGAAGAGGCUGGAAGGUGGAGACCCACAACCUGCAGAAGCGAAGUCAAAGACGUGUGUUGUGUGCUAGACCUCCAGGACCGCCGACGCAUUUCUGGAUGUUUGUCUGGAUGUGUAUUUGUACAGUGUGUGUAUGAGCAUGAGCAUGCGUUCACAGAUAAACACAAAAAAAAACACGAAAUGGUUAUUAUUUUUAUAAACUUUAAUGUUUAUGUUCUCUUCUAUGGAAAUCAAAUUUAAUCAAGAACAUAUGGAUGCGAUGCAAUGUAAACAUUAAUUCAACAUUAGUCUUGAUAUACUAAAAGAACUACUGGAAUCAUUAAGAAGAGUACACAUAUGUAUUUUAUUAUGAAUAUUUAUACUGAAUGCAAUGUAAGGAUAUUUAGCUAACUUUCUUUGACUCAUGACAUGAUGUGAAUAGCAAUAUUAGGCUGCAAAUACAGUUUGAGCUGUUAUAUCUGAGUAUUUUUUGAAUAUAAUUAUGGUAAUAAAAUGCUCUCACUUUGUUGAAAAACAGCUCAAAGCAAAAUAACUACUGACUUUUAUUGCAUGUUGUGUUUUUAAAAAUUCAAACAUAUGUCCCUGGUAAAGGGGUGAGAGAUGUAAGGAGAUUUGCCAGGACUGGAUUUAGUAAUAAGCCACCUCUAGCCCUGAGGCUUAACUUUUUAAGUCCCCUGCUUACAUAAAGUAAUGUCCCGUUCAUAAGUCAGCGUGUCCAGUGUGCAUGUGGCCCGCAGGACACGGGAAGGUGUCAUGUGGAAACACUGUGCGGCACGCAGAGUCAAAUCCACCAAGUGUCAGAGAAAUGCUAUUGUCUGAUGAUGUGUUGUGAUUUCUGAAACCUGACAUGUUGAGAUUUAUUUUCGGAGAGCUUGUGACACGGGUAGCGCAUAGCAGAACAAUGUCAGAUUUUAUUGUGUUUUCUUUUUGGAUGUGAAUUAUUUGUUUGCUCAGCUAUGAACUUUGAAUCUCAGUGACUGCAACAUUUGCAAGGAAACUCUGUCAGGCAUGUAUAGCAUUAAAUACACAAUCAUAUGUGCAAUAGCAUCAUGUAUAAAAUAUGUAUAAGAUAUGUAAAAUCUCAAUAAAGUCUAUUUUCCUCAGACUCUA